AUGGGGCCGUCGUGGGCGAGCCGAGCCAAGCCGAGGCGUGCGGGCGAGAAACGUUGGAACGCGAGCCUCGGUCCUGGAUUUCGCCAGCGUCUAAUGCUGCUCCCGGUGACGCAUGUGUCCGCCGUGGCGGGCAUGCCCGUGCUCCUGCCAUGCGACAUCGGCCACGAGCACGGCGACGCCGUCACGCUUGUGCUGUGGUACAGCGACGCCCUCGGCCGGCCCAUCUACACCGUGGACAACAGGGAAGGCUUCAAGAACUCGAAGCGCUGGUCCGACCCGCUGGUGUUCGGGGCGCGCGCUGACUUCAAGCCGGAGCGGCUGCCCGCCGAGCUGGCCAUCGACACGGCCAGGGAGGCGGACGCGGGCGUGUACCGCUGCAGGGUGGACUUCCACACCGCGCAGACCCGGAACACGCGCGUCAACCUCACCGUCACGGUGCCGCCCCGCCAGAUGACGAUCCUGGACGAGCUGGGCGACGAGCGCACCUCGGUGGUGGGGCCGUACCGCGAGGGCCAGCGUCUGCACCUGCAGUGUCACGUGUACGGAGGCAAGCCGCCGCCCGCCGUGCGCUGGCUGCGCAACGACCGGCCGGUGCGGGAGGGCGUGACGCUGACGACGGGCGAGUCGCACUCCGACGCCGAGUCCCACAUCCAGACCACCAUCGAGAUCGGCCACCUGCACCGCCGGGACCUGCACUCGCAGCUCACCUGCUCCGCCCACAACAACAACCGCACCGCGCCGCUGGUGGCCACCGUCCACGUCGACAUGAACUUUCCGCCGCUGGACGUGCACAUGCUGCUGGCCGAGAGGGCGCUGCUGUCGGCGCGGACGCGCUACGACCUGGUCUGCCAGUCGUCGGGGUCGCGGCCGCCGGCCACCAUCACCUGGUGGAAGGACGGGCACCGCCUGUCGGGCACCAAGGAGACGACCUCGACGGACGGCAACACCACCACCUCGACGCUGUCGUACCACCCCGCCAAGGAGGACGCCGGCAAGACGCUCACGUGCAAGGCGUCCAACACGGCCAUGGAGGGCGCCGUCCUGGAGGAGAGCCGCCUGCUACACGUGCAAUAUGUUCCCGAGACGAAGCUGCUGCUCGGGAAGUCGCUCAAUCCCGACAACAUCCGCGAGACCAGCGACGUGUACUACGACUGCCUGGUGGACGCCAACCCGCCCAUCUACAAGGUGGAGUGGAGGCACAAUGGCAAGCAGCUGAACCACAACAUAUCAGGCGGUGUGAUCAUCGCCAACCAGAGCCUGGUGCUGCAGGGGGUGUCACGAGCCUCUGCCGGCAACUACACGUGUGUGGGCUUCAACCAGGAGGGCGAGGGCGUCAGCAACUCGUUCUACCUCAACGUGCUCUUCGCGCCGACCUGCGAGCCGAACCAGACGCGGGUGCACGGCGUGGCCAAGCAGGAGAAGGCCAACAUCUCCUGCUCGGUGGACGCCAACCCCGGCGACGUCGAGUUCCGAUGGACCUUCAACAACUCGGCCGAGAGCGUGGAGGUGGAGGGGUCGCACAUCACGCGGCACGGCACACUGUCCACCGUCAGCUACACGCCCAUGACGGAGCUGGACUACGGCACGCUGCUGUGCUACGCCAAGAACCGCAUCGGCAGCCAGCGCGUGCCCUGCGUCUACCACAUCAUCGCCGCAGGUCGCCCCGACUCCGUCAUCAACUGCUCCGUGGCCAACACGUCCAUGACGUCCUUCUCGGUGCGCUGCUUCGAGGGCUUCAACGGCGGCCUGCCGCAGUCCUUCCUGCUCGAGGUGCGCGACCCCGUGAGCCAGGCGGUGCGCGCCAACGUGACGGCCGCACUGCCCGCCUUCCAGGUGGACCGCCUGGAGCCCGGCGCCUCGUACCAGGCCUGCGUGUACUCCGUCAACAGCAAGGGCAAGUCGGACCCCAUCAUCCUGCAGGCGUCCACCAUCCGGCCCGCCGAGAAGCAGCUGCACCCCGACAAGGGCGAGCCCCGGGCGGCCUUCAGGCUGACGCCCCUCACCAGCACCGUGGUCGGCGGCGUCCUCGCCCUCAUCCUCAUCGCCGCCGUGGUCUGCGUGUCCGUGCGCAUGCGCUGCUGCGCCAGCGCCGAGAAGCGGCGCUCGCGCUCCAAGGAGGCCCAGGACCAGGAGGACAAGGGUUCGAUCCCCGGCACCGGCUCGCCGCACUCGGCCAAGUUCGGCGACUCCAGCGGCGGCGACGGCGCCACUGACUCGGACGAGAAGAACCCGGACAUCAUCCCGCAGGCCGGCGCCGCAGCCGCGGACCCGGACGACCACUCGGACCUGAUCCGGCGCCGCCAGCACGUGUCGACCAUCGAGACGACGGCGGUGACGUCGCCGUCCCGGACGCUGCUGCAGGGCGUGCAGCAGGGCUACCCGGGCUACUGCACGCUGCGCAACGGCAUGAGCGGCAUGACGGCCAUGCCCCUGCAGGAGAUGGGCCCCGGGCCCAAGCCCAAGGGGAAACCGGUGGAGAUGGCGUCGUACUCGGCGACCGGCGGCUGCCCGACGCUGCCGCGGCACUGGUCCUCGUACGGCGUGCGGCAUCCCAUGAUGCAGCAGUACCCGGCGCCGGGCGUGGCGGGCGGCGGCGUGGGCGGCGUGGGCCCCGCGGGCGGCGCCCCCGGCCUGGGCCCCGGCGCCGUGGGCAACCACGCGGGGACGCUGCUGCUGCGCCACCCGCACCACCAGCAGAGCACCUACAUGGGCCACCACCCCGGGCUGCACGGCGUGCACGGCGGCGCGCACCACACGCAGACGCUGCCGCGCCACCACGGCGGCCUCCACCAGCACCACCCCGUGCACCCCCUGCAGCUGCAGGCCCUGGGCGGCGUCCACCCGCACAUGCAGCCGUCGCCGCCGCAGCACGGCCAGCACGCCGCGCCGUCGUCGGACGAGGACCAGGCCGGCGUCGACACCCCGCUCAUGGUCAACAAGCGCGAGAGCACGGUCUGACAAAUGACCUCCCUGUAAGCCGGCCCGCGCCCACGCGCCUGCUGGCCCAGGCAGGGAGGAAC
This is a messenger RNA of Thrips palmi, 3020 nucleotides long. RefSeq names its product nephrin (gene side-VII). Gene Ontology annotation, molecular function: protein binding. The record is from RefSeq and is a predicted model, not a curated record. Lineage: Eukaryota; Metazoa; Arthropoda; Insecta; Thysanoptera; Thripidae. The transcript is spliced from 14 exons. Bases 1 to 2958 code for a protein of 985 amino acids.